This is a messenger RNA of Debaryomyces fabryi, 507 nucleotides long. RefSeq lists its product as uncharacterized. The coding region runs from base 1 to 507 and encodes 168 amino acids. The record is from RefSeq and is a predicted model, not a curated record. NCBI's taxonomy places the organism in Eukaryota, Fungi, Ascomycota, Pichiomycetes, Serinales, Debaryomycetaceae. The transcript has a single exon.
AUGUUUAAAAUAAUACAUAGAUCUGGUAUCGCUAAUAGGCGUUUCCUUAACAUAAAUAAUUUGAUUACUAAAAAUGUACAUAAAGCUACGAAUGAUAUUCAUUAUCAAAUAAGAAAGAAGCCUACAUUUCGAGACCUCGUGAAAGCUCCAAUUUUUAAGUCUAUAUUUUUAACGAUUGUGUUCGGUACGGCAAUAGUCGGAUUAAUAGACAGUCGUAGAGAAUUAGAGACUUUGGAACAAACGUAUGAUUCAAAAUUUGUUAUUUUGGAGGAAAUCAUUUCUAAAUUAGAAAGAGGUGAAAAUGUUGAUAUUCAUCGUGAAUUGAAAUUGGUAAAUAAAUUGACCAAAAACAAGUACAACACUGUUACCGAUAUUGAACUAGAUGAGCAGUUAGAUGAAAUAUUAAAAAUGACAGAGAGUGAAAGUGAUGAGAUACGAGAGGAAUCCAGGGAUUCAGAAACGAAGAAAUAUGAUAAAUCACAAAUUGAGACGAACAAAUUCUUGUAA